UUAAGAGCUGUUUUGAGUUCGCACGUGCUUCUCUGUUAAGGUGGGGGCAGCACAGACAAGCUUGGACAGCAUUUGACCGAGAGUUACCUCGCUCCCUAAAGCGGCAGCGUCGCUCGGGCUAUAAAAGGAUGGAGGCUCGAAAAAAGUACUUCUACAAAAACACAGAGCAGCGAGAGGACAGUAACUGUUAAAGGGGUGUGUGUUUUCUCUUUUUUGAAGGAAUUACCGUUUAUGAAAAUAAAUAAUCAUUGAGACUUGGAAGACAAGGGCAGUUCCAGAGAGGGAGAGAAGGUCUGUGGCGAGAUGGCCAUCUCCACCCAGUUGGGCUUGCUGCUGUGGAAGAACUUCACCUACCGACGGCGACAGACAAUCCAACUGCUGAUUGAGAUUGUGUGGCCCCUCUUCAUCUUCUUCAUCCUGAUAUCCGUGCGCCUCCACUACCCACCGUACGAGCAGCAUGAAUGCCACUUUCCCAACAAGGCCAUGCCUUCAGCAGGAACCCUCCCCUGGGUGCAGGGCAUCAUCUGCAACGCCAACAACCCCUGCUUCCGCUACCCUACCCCUGGAGAGACGCCUGGGGUGGUGGGCAACUUCAACGACUCCAUAAUAUCCCGGCUCUUUACCGACGCUAAGAAGAUCCUGCUUUACAGCCAAAACGACAAGAGUUUUGAAGGGUACAAGGGACUUGUCAGGGCCCUCGGAAAACUACAAAGGAAUACUGCAGGUUUCAAGCUGAAGGAUUUUCUCCGCGAUAACGAAACCUUGUCUGAGUUCCUGAAGCAGAAUGCCACUCUGACCAAAUAUGAUGUGCAGCAAAUAGUGGAAGCUGAUGUCAACCUGGAAAAGGUGCUGACUAAAGGUUUUGGAGUCCAUCUGAAAGACCUGUGCAACACAACAUCUCUAGAGGACUUUGUGACUAUAGCUGAUCGCAAUGUUACGCAGCUGACCCAGAGCAUCAUCUGUGAAUCAUCGGCAGAGUGGCUCAGCAGUGCAGAGAACCACUUCCUGUCCAAUCUUGACUUCCUGAAGCCCAUAAGGAAAGAUGUCAGGUCGGACCCCAAGGUUGUGCAGGAUGUGUCUAUGGCAACGGACAAGCUACUGGAGAGCCUGGGAGCGCUGGCUGUAGAGCUGACAAGUAUGAAGAGCUGGCGGGACAUGCGUAAUGAGAUCCUUUACCUGACAGCCAAUGCCACGCACUCGCCCAACCACAUGUACCAGGCUGUGUCUCGCAUCGUCUGUGGGCACCCGGAGGGUGGCGGCCUCAAGAUCAAGUCCCUCAACUGGUACGAGGACAACAACUACAAAGCUCUGUUUGGCAACCACAACGACAACGACAGCGAGCCAGUCUCCAUCUAUGACAACUCGUCCACUCCCUACUGUAACAACAUGAUGAAGAGUUUGGAGUCCAGCCCUAUUUCCCGCAUGAUCUGGAGGGCCCUGAAACCUCUGCUCAUGGGGAAGAUCCUGUACACACCCGACACCCCGGCCACCCAGAGGAUCAUACACGAGGUCAAUAAGACGUUUCAAGAUCUGGGUGUGCUGAGGGAUCUAGGGGAAAUGUGGGAGGAGAUGAAAACAAAAGUCUGGGACUUCGUAGAGAACAGUGAAGAGAUAGACCUUGUCCGGACUCUGCUACAGAAUAAUGCCAGUGCUCAGUUCUUUAACGGCAAGCUUGCUGGGACAGACUGGAAGGUGGAGGACGUCAUUCGCUUCUUGUCCAAGUCCUCAGAAGACGCACGCCCACCUGGUACAGGGUACACCUGGAGGGAGGUGUUCAAUGAGACAGACCAAGCCAUCCAAACUAUCUCCCGCUUCAUGGAGUGCAUCAACCUGGAUAAGCUGGAGCCUGUUGCCAAUGAGGAGUGGUUGCUGAAUAAGUCUAUGCGACUGCUGGAUAAUCGGAAGUUCUGGGCUGGUAUUGUGUUCCCGGAUAUUCAGGCCAACUCCUCUGAGCUCCCGGCCAACGUCAGCUACAAGAUCCGCAUGGACAUUGACAAUGUGGAGCGCACCAAUAAGAUCAAGGAUGGGUACUGGGACCCUGGUCCUCGGGCUGAUCCUUUUGAGGACCUGCGUUACAUCUGGGGUGGCUUCUCUUACCUGCAGGAUGUUAUCGAACAAGGGAUCAUCCGGGCCUUGACGGGCAGCAAAGAGAAAACUGGAGUCUACAUCCAGCAGAUGCCUUACCCAUGCUAUGUUGACGACAUUUUCCUGCGUGUGAUGAGUCGCUCGAUGCCCCUGUUCAUGACACUGGCUUGGAUGUACUCUGUGGCCAUCAUCAUAAAGGGUGUGGUCUAUGAGAAAGAGGCGCGGCUAAAGGAGACCAUGAGGAUCAUGGGACUGGAUAAUGGAAUCCUGUGGCUGAGCUGGUUCAUCAGCAGCCUGAUCCCCCUGCUUAUCAGUGCUGCCCUGCUGGUCCUCAUUCUAAAGAUGGGAAACCUUCUACCCUACAGUGACCCAGGUGUCAUCUAUCUCUUCUUGGUCUCCUUCGCCAUAGUAACCAUCAUGCAGUGCUUCCUGAUCAGCACGCUUUUCUCCCGCGCCAACCUUGCCGCUGCUUGCGGGGGCAUUAUCUACUUCACCCUCUACCUUCCCUACGUUCUGUGUGUGGCGUGGCAUGACUAUGUGGGCUUUGCGGCCAAAGUGGUGGUGAGUCUCCUGUCCCCAGUGGCUUUUGGCUUUGGCUGUGAGUACUUUGCCCUGUUUGAGGAGCAGGGUGUGGGGAUUCAGUGGGAUAACCUGCUCUCCAGCCCCAUGGAAGAGGAUAACUACAGCCUCACCACCUCCAUCUCCCUCAUGCUAUUUGAUGCUGUCCUAUAUGCUAUUAUGACCUGGUACAUCGAGGCCAUCUUCCCAGGUCAGUAUGGUAUUCCGCGGCCGUGGUAUUUCCCCCUAACAAAAUCCUACUGGUGUGGAGAGAAAUGUGGUUGGACUACAGCACCAUCCAUGAACAAGCAGGAAAAUGCAGAAGCGGUAUGUAUUGAGGAGGUACCAGCUGAUCUGGAGCCUGGUGUGUACAUCGAGAACCUUGUGAAGGUGUAUAGACAUGGCAACAAGCUGGCAGUGGAUGGUCUGACUCUGGGCUUCUAUGAGGACCAGAUCACCUCAUUUCUGGGCCACAAUGGAGCAGGAAAGACCACAACCAUGUCGAUCCUUACUGGACUAUUCCCCCCCACAUCUGGCACAGCCUACAUUCUGGGCAAAGAUAUCCGCUCAGAUCUGAGCGCCAUCCGCCAGAACUUGGGCGUGUGCCCUCAGCACAAUGUCCUCUUCAGCAUGCUGACGGUGGAGGAACACAUCUGGUUCUAUGCCAGGUUGAAGGGCCUACCAGCAGACAAAGUGAAGUCUGAGAUGGAUCAGAUAGUUGCGGACCUGGGCCUGCCUCACAAACGCAAGUCCCGCACCAGUCAGCUGUCGGGUGGAAUGCAAAGGAAGCUGUCUGUAGCACUGGCAUUUGUUGGAGGAUCAAAGGUCGUAAUCCUGGAUGAACCCACGGCUGGGGUUGACCCUUACGCCCGCAGGGGUAUCUGGGACCUACUGCUGAAGUACCGUCAAGGCCGAACCAUCAUCCUCUCCACCCACCACAUGGAUGAGGCAGACAUUUUGGGGGAUCGCAUUGCCAUCAUCUCCCAUGGGAAGCUGUGCUGUGUUGGAUCCUCACUUUUCUUGAAGACACAGCUGGGGACUGGAUAUUACUUGACGCUGGUUAAGAGGGAUUUUGACGUCUCUCUCACCUCCUGCCGCAACUCCAGCAGCACCGUGUCCUACUCCAAACCCAGCCUGAAGAAGGAAGACAGUGUCUCUGAAAGCAGUUCUGAUGCUGGCUUGGGCAGUGACCAUGAAAGUGAAACUACUGCUAUUGAUGUCUCCCUGAUCUCCAGUGUGAUCUUCAAGCAUGUCCCCACUGCCAGAUUGGUAGAGGACCUAGGUCACGAGCUCUUCUAUGUGCUGCCUUACGAGGCAGCGAAGGAUGGAGCCUUUGUAGAACUCUUCCAUGAACUGGACGAUCGCCUAAUAGACCUUGGUAUUUCCAGCUAUGGCAUAUCGGACACAACAUUAGAAGAGAUUUUCCUCAAAGUUGCAAAUGACAAUGGAGUUGAUGCUGAGACCUCAGAUGGAACUAUCCUUUCAAGGAGGAGCCGUAGACAUGCAUUUGGUGGUGACCAUCAGAGCUGCCUGAAACCAUUCACUGAGGAUGAUAGCUUUGAUUUCAAUGACUCAGAAGCUGAUCCAGAAUCACGAGAGACAGACUGGCUGGGAGGCUCUGAUGGCAAAGGCUCAUACCAGGUCAAAGGCUGGAGUCUGAAGAGACAGCAGUUUGUGGCUUUGCUCUGGAAACGCUUCUUGUAUGCCCGACGUUCCAGGAAAGGGUUCUUUGCUCAGAUUGUGUUGCCAGCUGUGUUUGUAUGCAUCGCCCUGGUCUUCAGUCUAAUAGUCCCACCUUUUGGCAAGUACCCCAGCCUUGCCCUGGAGCCCAGCAUGUAUGAGGAGCAGUACACCUUCAUCAGCAAUGAUGCCACUAAGGAUAUACAUACAAACAAGCUACUUCGAGCCUUAACUAACAGACCAGCCUACAGGGGACGAUGCGCAGAGACAGGCAUGCCUGUAGAUGACCCAUGUCCAAUUAAAGAAGAGGAGUGGGUGGAGCCUGAGAUUCCUGAGACUGUGCAGACCAUGUUUCAGAUAGGUAACUGGACCAUGGAAAACCCCUCUCCUCUCUGUGAGUGCAGCUGCGACAUGAAGAAGAAGAUGCUACCAGAAUGUCCGCCAGGCGCAGGUGGUCUGCCUCCCCCGCAGAUCAAAAUCAGCACUACAGAUACUUUGCAAAAUCUGACUGGGAGAAAUAUUUCCGACUACCUGGUGAAAACAUAUGCACAGAUUAUUGGAAAAAGCUUGAAGAACAAGAUCUGGGUCAACGAAUUCAGAUAUGGUGGAUUCUCACUGGGUGCCAGAAGCUCUCAGGCGAUGCCCCCUGCAAAUGAGAUCACUGAUGCUAUAUCUCACAUUAGGAGUCGUUUCAGCCUGGCAAGGGGUACUGCGGGUGACAAAUUUUUAAGAAGCCUAUCUGGCUUCAUCCAAGGCUUGGACACCAAGAAUAACGUGAAGAUCUGGUUCAAUAACAAAGGCUGGCACAGCAUUGGGGCCUUCCUCAAUGUGAUGAACAAUGGCAUCCUGCGUGCCAGCCUUCCUGCCAGUCUGGAUCCUGCCAAGUUUGCAAUCAGAGCUUUCAAUCACCCACUUAAUCUCACAAAGGAGCAGCUCUCCCAGGUGGCACUGAUGACCACCUCUGUUGAUGUUCUGGUCUCCAUUUGCGUUAUCUUCGCCAUGUCCUUCGUCCCAGCCAGCUUUGUGGUCUUUCUCAUCCAGGAGAGAGUGAACAAAGCCAAACACAUGCAGUUUAUUAGCGGAGUACAGCCUUUCCUCUACUGGCUGGCCAACUUUGUCUGGGAUAUGUGCAACUACAUUGUCCCAGCGACCCUUGUCAUCAUCAUCUUCAUCUGUUUUCAGCAGGAGGCCUAUGUCUCCUCCACCAACCUGCCCGUUCUGGCUCUCCUUCUACUGCUCUAUGGGUGGUCCAUAACCCCUCUGAUGUACCCAGCAUCCUUCUUCUUUAAAAUCCCUAGCACUGCCUAUGUGGUGCUAACUAGUGUGAAUAUCCUCAUUGGAAUCAAUGGCAGCGUGUCUACAUUUGUACUGGAGCUUUUUGGCAGUAAUGAGAUUGGUGGCAUCAAUGACAUUUUGAAAAAUGUGUUCCUGAUUUUCCCUCACUUCUGCCUGGGUCGAGGACUGAUCGAUAUGGUGAAGAACCAGGCUAUGGCUGAUGCCCUAGAGAGAUUUGGUGAAAAUCGGUUCCGUUCCCCUCUGGCAUGGGACAUGGUGGGCAAGAACCUCUUUGCCAUGGCAGUGGAAGGCGUGGUCUUCUUCUGCAUCACCGUGCUCAUCCAAUACCGUUUCUGCAUCAAGGCCAGGGGAUUUAGCGCUCACCUGAAGCCAAUCGGAGAAGAGGAUGAGGACGUGGGCAGGGAGAGACAGAGGAUCCUGAGUGGGGCUGGCCACAGCGACAUCCUGGAGCUCAAGGAGCUGACCAAGGUGUAUAAGAGGAAGCAGAAACCGGCCGUGGACAGAUUGUGUGUGGGCAUUCCACCCGGAGAAUGUUUUGGAUUACUUGGUGUUAAUGGUGCUGGAAAGACGACCACCUUCAAAAUGCUCACUGGUGAUUCUGUUGUCACAAGUGGAGAGGCCUUUUUAGCUGGCAAGAGUGUGUUGACAGAGAUUGACGAGGUGCACCAGAACAUGGGCUACUGUCCACAAUUUGACGCCAUCAAUGACUUGCUCACUGGCCGGGAGCACCUGGAGUUUUAUGCCAUCCUGCGUGGUGUUCCAGAGAAAGAAGUGUGUGAGGUGGCAGAGUGGGGAAUCCGUAAACUGGGGCUGGUGAAGUAUGUAGACAAAGCUGCAGGCAGCUACAGUGGAGGAAACAUGCGGAAGCUCUCUACCGCCAUAGCCCUGAUCGGAGGUCCUCCAGUCGUUUUCUUGGAUGAACCCACCACUGGGAUGGAUCCCAAGGCCCGCCGUGCUCUCUGGAACUGCAUCCUCAGCAUCAUCAAAGAGGGACGCUCUGUCGUUCUCACCUCACACAGUAUGGAGGAAUGUGAGGCGCUGUGCACUCGCAUGGCCAUUAUGGUCAAUGGCAGGUUCCGCUGCUUGGGCAGUGUCCAGCACUUAAAGAACAGGUUCGGAGACGGUUACACCAUUGUUCUCCGGGUGGCCGGUGCUGACCCACAACUGGAGCCAGUGAUGGAGUUCAUCGAGCAGGAACUGCCCGGCAGCACGCUGAAGGAGAAGCACAGGAACAUGCUGCAGUACCAGCUGCCCUCCUCCCUCUCCUCACUGGCCCGAAUCUUCAGCAUCCUUGCCAAGAACAAGGAGGAGCUCCACAUCGAGGACUACUCAGUCUCUCAAACCACGUUAGACCAAGUUUUUGUCAAUUUUGCGAAGGACCAAAGUGAUGAGGACCACUUAAAGGACAUUUCAAUAAAUAAGAACGAUGCUGUGGUGGACUUUUCUCAGCUCAACUCUUUUCUCAUGAACGAAAAAGCCAAGGAGACUGUAGUGUGAUUUAUCUAAGCUCAUCACACAAUAGAUGGACUUGUGUGUUUUCAUGAGUCUCUAGUGUCAUUUUUCUAUUUCUUUUUUUACUGUUUUAGUUCAUUUUGUAUAUGUUCAGUGGUGUGUGUGCCCAAAAGAGGGUGUCGGACCUAAUGCAAAACUCAAUGCAAAUCAAUGCAAGAAACAAAAUGGAGAUGAUUCCAUUGAGAUGCCAGCAAGGAAGAGCCUGGAGCUCCAUCCACUCGGUGACUUUAGCAUGCGUGAAACUUGAAGCUCUCUGUUCCUUUGCAGUGCUUUUUCCUUGUAGUGAUCGACGAGACUGCUUAUGGAUGACAUGCAUAGUUUCAGACACUGCCAGCAAGGCUUUGUAAAUCAGAGUCUAACUUCUUGCUUUCAUGGGCAGCCUUGUAAUCAACUGGUGAGGUCAACCUGUUCCAGCAGUGAUGCCUGAUUCUAAUUUUUUUUUAGAUAUGCAUCAAAACAAUUUUUGUAUAAAACAUAUAUGUAUGGGUGUCGCUAUUGUUCUCUACUGCUGUUCAGUAAGGUGGCUAAGGAACACUCUACUAAAGGACAAAGAACAGAGACUGGCUGUUACAAGAAGUGAAGAAUGAAUGAUAAUAGUCCUGCUAGUUAGUGGUUUCUCCAAAGUGUGUGCUGCAUGCUUUACAUCAAGGCUUGAUGAAGCCUUAUGAAGAUCUGACGCAUGCUCUUUAUCCCACAUGAGAGUUGUGAUCAUACUGUCAUGUCCUGCUGUUUUCAAGAGGGUUAAGACAGAUGUGUAGUGUUUUCAAGAGGGUUAAGACAGAUGUGUAGUGUUCAGGAUGGUUCUGGAUGAAUAACGGUGGGAUCUGGUGACACUUCUUUAAGAGAUUCAUUUUUUUUGUAAUAAAAUUCAGAUUGAAGCUUAUUUAAAAAAAUACCUCAGAUGAGAGGAGGUGGCCUAAACUAAACACAACAAAUGUUUUGAGGCAUUGUGUGCCAAACCACUCAAAGGUAUAAACAAGAGUCACUAGUGCACAUCAUGUCACUGCAAUCCCACCCAGCCAAACAAACACAUGACAGCACAAGGAAGUGAGUUUGACCCGCAUUGUUCUGUAAUGUUACUAUUGAAUAUCAUGAAUCGUUGUGUACUACUGCAUGUGCUGUGGUCAGUGAUUUUUUGUGCAGUAGUAAACAACACUUCUGUUGUUUGAUUUUAAUACUAUCACACUUGAAUUGCCUUGGAUAUCUCAUCUAGUCUGAAAAGCCUAAACAGUUCAGUUACAGGCUAUAUGUCCUAUUAAUGGAAGUUUGCGCUCACAACUCAGGACUUUAUUCCUCCUAAAUUUCAUAAAACUCUAAAUUUCAUAAAUUCCUGUAAUGUUAGUAAUCUUACAUGAUCACUUUCAUAUUUUGGGCUUUGCUUACAUAGGCUGUUUUUCCUGGCCCAAAGGUAACUGUGACCAAAAAGAACAUUGUGCCACCAGUAGAGUUUUCCCUCAGGGUGGUUUUCUGUCAGGGGUUCUUUAUAGUUCAAUACCCUUAAAAUAAAUUUGAAGAUUUGUCACUGCAAAUUAUGCAAUAUGGAAGUGAGUCAUAAGAAAUAAAAUGACCUAUUGACAAUGACAAUUCUAUUUCUAUGGAGAACUAUCCUAGAAUCUUUGGUCCAACAUUGAAGCACUUUAUAAUAGCUAAACUGUUUUUGUUUUUUUUGUUUUUUUUCCUGGACAUUCAUGCUUCAACUUCAUAUACAAAAUGUUAUUUAACAAAUGUCGACAUUAGUAUAAAAUGUCUCACCAUUGUCUUUUGUGUUAAACCAUGUGUUUACAUUUUAAGUAUUAAAGGCUAUUUUAGUCUCUUACGUAUUUUCUGUACCUAUGUAUAAAUAAAUAAUAGAUUACAUUUGGUCUCUACA
This is a messenger RNA of Electrophorus electricus (electric eel), 9001 nucleotides long. RefSeq names its product ATP-binding cassette, sub-family A (ABC1), member 1A (gene abca1a). Gene Ontology annotation, cellular component: membrane; intracellular membrane-bounded organelle. The record is from RefSeq and is a predicted model, not a curated record. Gene Ontology annotation, molecular function: ABC-type transporter activity; lipid carrier activity; ATP hydrolysis activity. Gene Ontology annotation, biological process: transmembrane transport; lipid transport. NCBI's taxonomy places the organism in Eukaryota, Metazoa, Chordata, Actinopteri, Gymnotiformes, Gymnotidae.